AUGUUAUUCAAAUCAAUCGUUUCAUUAUCAUCAUCACAAUCAUCUCAACCAUCAAAUGUUUUAUCUAAAGAAAAUACAUUAAACUUUGAUUCAAAUUCAGUUGCCGAAACCAUCCAAAAGAAAAUGAUGUUUUUCAGUAGACCAUAUUGUUUCUAA
Dictyostelium purpureum is the source of this 156-nucleotide messenger RNA. RefSeq lists its product as uncharacterized. The record is from RefSeq and is a predicted model, not a curated record. The transcript has 2 exons. NCBI's taxonomy places the organism in Eukaryota, Evosea, Eumycetozoa, Dictyosteliales, Dictyosteliaceae. Bases 1 to 156 code for a protein of 51 amino acids.